GUGUGCGCGCGCUCGCCCCCUUCCCAGGCGGAGGAGGAGGAGGAGGAGAUCGGCGAGGGAUGAUGGCCCAGCCGCUGCUGAGGAAGACCUUCUCCCGCCUGCGGGGCAAGGAGCGCCUCGGGCGCAAGAAGGGGGCGCAGCGCAAGGAGCCAGAUUCUCCUUCAGAGCCACCAGGUGCUUCCGGGUCUUCCACAGAUCCUCAAGUUUUGGGGCCUCUCCCAUUGGAAGACGAAUGCAGUAAGAAAGGUGCCACCAUCACAGUGUCAAGGAAACAACACUGGGCCAAGUUCACCUGGGGUAGCCAGGAGGAUUCCCACAACCGGAAACAGGGCCAGAGCUCCUCAAGCAUCUCACAGGGACCUGUUGACCCGGAUGGAGAGCCAUCCCCAGAUAACCUACACUGUGCUGGAUUGUCGGCAAGCGGGUCCAAGAAAGAUGCUGAAUUGCUGGUUGGCUACUCGGAGACCUGCAGCUCUAGCCUUAUUAGUGCCAAGUGCAGCGGCCAGGGAGCCUAUCUGCAGAGCCUGGAGAGAAGCAGCCGCCACUGGGUGCUCUCGUCCGGGAAGACCCAAGGGGCGGAAGAACCAGCAGCCACUGGCUCCAACACUGAGCAGAGGGAGCUUCAUGUGCUCUGCAGCAGCAAAGGGGAGAUCUGGUACAAUCCCAUUCCAGAAGAUGAUGACUUACAACUCCUUGAGAAGACGCGGGGCACUGAGGUUGAUAGCAGGAGCAGGAAAGGGAAGCCGGCGGAGAUUAAAACAACACGGGAAGGUGUCUCUCCAGGAGGCUCACAACAAGCAAGGAGAGACGGUGUACAGACCUCACCAAGCCAAACACGAUCUACAAAGCAAGAUGAAGAGAUGAUUGGCUCCCAAACCCAGACCUGUGGUGGAAGAAUGCUUGCCACAAGCACAGAUCCUGGGGAACGGGCCCUGAGCCCCACCACCCACAAGAAGGCCCACACUCUUGGCAAGGCAAAGUCCCCCGGCCCAGUGAGAAGUCUCUCCAUGAAGAUGAAGAAGCUUCCAGAGCUGAGACGGAAACUGAGCCUGCGUAGCUCCCGUCACCGAGGUCCUGAAGCGGAGGGCAGCUCGUCACCAAAGGAAUCGGGCAGCGUCAUCAGCCGCUACCACCUUGACAGCAGCGUGGCAUCUCGGCAGCCUCAGGCAUGGGGCAAGGCUGCCAGCAAAGGGGGCUACUUGAGUGACGGCGACUCUCCCGAGCUUCAGGCCAAAGCCGAGACCUGCCUGGGAUUCGAUGGUGGAUCUUUCCGCCAUUAUAGCUUUGCUGAGCAGCCGGGUUGCUUGCAGCAUCUCUCUGGCCUUGUCAGCAUCCACUUGCUAGGGGUGCAGGACUUCAGGCACCCCAGAGCCGAAGCCAAGGAAGCCUUCUGUGUCCUCCAGGUAGACUCCGUCAACAAAGCCCGCACUGCCCUUCUGCCUUGCCAGGAAGCUUUCCUCAGCCUCAACCAUUCCUUCCAGCUGGAGCUUGAAGAUGCCCAGCUCCUUAAAGUUGUGAUCUUCUCGUGUGAUCCUUCAGUGGGCAAGAAUCGUGUCUGCUGCUAUGGAACGAUCAUCCUGCCCCACAUUUUUCAAGGUUGCAGGAGCCAGCAGCUCGCCAUGCAACUUGAGCCACAAGGACUCCUGUACAUCAAGCUUACCUUGGUGGACCAGUGGGACCCAGCUAACAACGACCAGGAGCCACAAGUCUUUGGAGUGAAAUUGAGUCAGCUGGUGGAGAGAGAAGGGGCUGCCAUCAAAGUACCCCUGCUGAUCCAGAAGUGUGUUGCCCAGAUAGAGAAAAGAGGCUUGAAGGUUGUGGGUCUGUAUCGCUUGUGUGGUUCAGCUGCAGUGAAGAAAGAGCUACGCGAUGCCUUUGAGAAGGACAGCUCUGCUGUGGUACUCUCUGAAGAUCUCUAUCCAGACAUCAAUGUCAUCACAGGGAUCCUGAAAGACUAUUUGCGUGAAUUACCCACUCCUCUCAUCACCAACCCACUCUACCAAGUGGUGCUGGAAGCCAUGUCCAAUCGGGCUGUGGGGCAGGAAGCGAAGGAGGCUUCAACAACAACGGCUCUUCUGGACUGCUUACCAGAAGCAGAGAAGGCUACCCUGACCAUGCUGCUGGACCACCUCAGCUUGGUUGCCUCUUUCCAUGCCUCAAACCGCAUGAACGCUCAGAAUCUCGCUGUGUGCUUCGGGCCCGUAUUGCUGAGCCAAGGUGCAGGAGGGGCAGGGGCCCGCAGCCCCCGCCUGCAGCAUCGCACCAUCACCAGCACCAUGGACUUCAAGAACCAUAUUGAAGUGUUGCAUUACCUACUUCAGGCUUGGCCAACUCCCCGCAGGAAGAGUGAGGAAGAGCCCCCCUUGCCCCAACGCCAGUGCCGUCCCCCCAUGACUCUGCCACUGCUGCAGACCACUGUUGUGGCCCGGAGCCGCCCUCGAGGCCUGGAAAGCCCUCCUAGCAACCGCUACGCCGGGGACUGGAGCAUAUGCGGCCAGCAGUUCUUGGCAGGACCCAAGCUGGGAGCUGGUGACACUGACUACGAUGAGGUGGCCGGGAGCGAGAGUGACAAUGAGGAGGAGAGGAAGGAGGAGGCGGCACUGCGGGAGGGCCUGGCACACCACAGCCGGACCGUCUUUGUGGGCGACUUUGCCUUGGUGGAGGAGCCAGAAGCCCCCUUCAGCCCUCGGCUCAAUCUGAAGGAUUUUGAUGCCCUCAUUUUGGACCUAGAGCGAGAACUCUCCAAGCAAAUCAAUGUCUGCCUGUAAGCCCUCCCCAUAGGAUAGAAGGACGCUCUGCAGUGCCACUUCUUUUCUUUGCCAAACUCAGGCAGCCUUCAGCUUGAGUCCUUAUCAGUAUUCUCUCUGUUCCUGGCUCUUUGAACCCAGUGAGCAGACCUUAUUUUUGUUCCUAUUGUCGUGUUAUGGUUUCCUUGCCCAGGGAUGAAGAGCCAGGGUGAGUGCCAUCGCUGAAUGGCUCUCAGGGUGCAGCCAUUGAGGACGGAGGAACAAUUUCCAACCCCGAUGGCUUGUAUCUACCUUCACGUACUUCCAAGGAAGAAAGGAAGCAAUUGGUGUUUUCAUUAAUUUGCUUGAAAAGAUGAUAUCGAAUAAGUAUUAUUUAUGUAGCACACUUUCCUAAUCAUUCAGAGCACUUCAACAACCUUUGAGUGUCGCACAGUACUCUUAUCUUCCCUUAUUAUAGACUCAUGUUGUCUUGGCUAACCCUGAACAACUUGGUGAGACAAGGUCUGGAGCUGCAGUUUCGAUGGCUCAUAGCUCAUGCUUUCACCACCGAAGGGGACCCUGGGCCAGAGGGUUUCAGUGGGGCUUCAUUCUGUUGGGUGAGCCUCUGGUGAUCUUAUCUGGGAGCAAUAGCAUUGUGGUCAGCAGUGGGAUCUGGGCCCGUAUUUCCUAUGACAAAGUCCAGCUGCUCCUGGAAAGUUAAAAUGGCUGCUCUCAGGCCAAGCAUUGGAGCCUUCAAAAACACUCCUCUAAAAAGGUAGGCAGGUCCCGGUUUUAGGAGAAGCCAAGGCUCAACUUGAAGCUUGGUGGGGUUCAGAAUGCUCUUUGAUCGUAGGUGAACUAUCAGCCGUCCCCUGCCACGUGUUGCUGUGGCCCACUUGCGGGUUCAGUGUGGGAGGUUUGGCCCAAUUCUAUCAUUGGUGGUGUUCAGAAUGCUCUGUGAUUGUAGGUGAACUAUCAGCCGUCCCCUGCCACACAUUGCUGUGGCCCACAUGGGGGUUCAGUGUGGGAGGUUUGGCCCAAUUCUAUCAUUGGUGGUGUUCAGAAUGCUCUGUGAUUGUAGGUGAACUAUAAAUCCCAGCAACUACAACUCCCAAAUGUCAAGUUCUAUUUCCACUAAACUUCACCAGUGUUCACAUUUGGGCAUAUUGAGUAUUCUUGUAGAGUUUGGUCCAGAUCCAUCAUUGUUUGAGUCCACAGUCAUCUUUGGAUGUAGGUGAACUACAACUCCAAAACCAAAGAACACUGCCCACCAAACCCUUCAUAGAAUCACAGAAUCAAAGAGUUGGAAGAGACCUCAUGGGCCAUCCAGUCCAACCCCCUACCAAGAAGCAGGAAUAUUGCAUUCAAAUCACCUCUGACAGAUGGCCAUCCAGCCUCUGUUUAAAAGCUUCCAAAGAAGAAGCCUCCACCACACUCCAGGGCAGA
Anolis sagrei ordinatus is the source of this 4172-nucleotide messenger RNA. Lineage: Eukaryota; Metazoa; Chordata; Lepidosauria; Squamata; Anolidae. The record is from RefSeq and is a predicted model, not a curated record.